AUACAGGUUCUACAACAAAGAUUCCGACAAGCCUUUGCAGAAGAAAGAUCAACAAACAAAACCGUUCCUCUGUUCUUGCACAAAUUUAAGACAAUGUCUCUGAUUCCAAGCUUCUUUGGUGGCAACCGCCGGAGCAACGUCUUCGAUCCCUUUUCAUUGGAUAUCUGGGAUCCCUUUGAGGGCUUCCCUUUCUCCACCGCCGUCGCCAAUCUCCCCUCCUCCACUCGAGAAACCACCGCCAUUGCCAACGCUCGCAUCGACUGGAAAGAGACGCCGGAGGCCCAUGUGUUCAAGGUGGAUGUUCCUGGAUUGAAGAAAGAGGAAGUUAAGGUGGAGGUUGAGGAUGGCACAAUUCUGCAGAUAAGCGGGGAGAGAAGCAAAGAGCAGGAGGAGAAGAACGACAAGUGGCACCGCGUGGAGAGGAGCAGCGGCAAAUUCCUCCGCCGCUUCAGGCUGCCGGAGAAUGCGAAGUUGGAUCAGGUAAAGGCGGCGAUGGAGAAUGGGGUGUUGACAGUCACGGUGCCAAAGGAGGAGGUGAAGAAGCCAGAGGUGAAGGCCAUUGACAUUUCUGCUUAAUUCCUAGGCUUGCAUAUCUGUAUGGCAGUUGUGUAUGUUUGAUGACUUAUACUGUAUUCCCAAUUCUAUGCAUAUAUUUGGGAAAAUUGUGUUUUUGAGCUGUAAAAAAUGAUGUAUCUGUGCAGUGAGAUUGUAAAGUUUGAGUAUCAAUAAAUAAAAGUGAAGAGUAUUCAGAAA
This is a messenger RNA of Sesamum indicum (sesame), 753 nucleotides long. RefSeq names its product 17.3 kDa class I heat shock protein-like. The record is from RefSeq and is a predicted model, not a curated record. Lineage: Eukaryota; Viridiplantae; Streptophyta; Magnoliopsida; Lamiales; Pedaliaceae.